Talaromyces marneffei is the source of this 3738-nucleotide messenger RNA. RefSeq lists its product as uncharacterized. The record is from RefSeq and is a predicted model, not a curated record. The transcript is spliced from 4 exons. Lineage: Eukaryota; Fungi; Ascomycota; Eurotiomycetes; Eurotiales; Trichocomaceae. Bases 1 to 3738 code for a protein of 1245 amino acids. Gene Ontology annotation, molecular function: protein binding.
AUGGGGUUAAGGGAUUACUUCAAAGGCGUGCGCAAGAAAGAUCAGGGACAGACCAGGCUGAACAAAGGCGAUACGCGCCCAGCAACAACAGUAAACACUCAGAAUUCGGUGUCAACGUCACAACCUACGACACAGACUGCCAGUAAUACAAUACUUUCUGCCAAACCGCGAUAUGUCAAGCGGGACUUGUGGGACGAAGCCUAUGAGGCUCUCCAAGCUCAGAAUCAGGAUUUGAUUCAGAAGUAUGAGGAAAUCAUACUCGAAUAUGACAAACAGAACGCCGAUGCUACGACGCAGCAAUUAGCCCCGCCAAAGUCCUCAAGGCGAGAAGAACAAUUACGACAGAUAGCGAGCCAAAAGAUUGACGAGGUAGAUCUCGCUAAAUGGCAGAUCAAGAUUGGCAAUCGCUCGCUCGUUCUUCGUGACCAAUUUGACAAAGCAGUCAAAGUCGUCAUAGCAACCAAGGAGUUUAUAUCUUCUGCUGUUAGCUCCGAGCCUCAUGCUGCAUUAGCCUGGGCUGGAGUAUGUAUAUUUCUUCCUCUACUGGAGAAUCCCACGCGUCAAAGCAAAGAUGUUCAAGAUUGCCUGGAGACUAUCCCCUUUAUUGUUCGGCGUCUAAGAGUCAUGGAAAGACUCAUUCGGCCGGACUCAGCCCAAGAUACUUACAAUGUGGAUAGUUUUGCGUUGAUUCAGGACUUCGAGGAGACCACGAUCAAGUUGUAUCAAACAAUACUUGAGUUUCAAAUUAGGGUUGGCAGACACUACUCGGAGCUCUGGGCUACGCGAUAUGGAAGAGACGUAAUCAAGGCCGACGAUUGGGCUGAUUUGAAGAGCCAGAUAAAUUCACUCGAAAGCAAAUGCACCAUCCUCGCGCGAGACCUCAGCCUGGAAAAUAUUGAAGCCGGCCUGCAGUCAAGCGACCUUCACGUCCGACAGGGCUUCGACCAGAUCCAGAAAGAGCUUGCAAGGACUGCAACUAGUAUUGACCAUCAGACAAUCAUACAGUCAACAUGGCGCCAGACAGACGAGGAACGAGAAGUGGUGCAACUCUUUCGAAAUGGUAAUCCUUAUGAAAACCAGAAAAAUCGAAUACCAAAACGAGUUUCUGAAACCUGCAAUUGGGUUUUGAAGAACAAGAAGUUCUUGGAAUGGGAACAGAGCGACGUAUCCGAUCUGCUUUGGCUAUCGGCAAAACCAGGUUCGGGGAAGUCAGUGGUAGCAAAGACUUUAGUUGAUGAACGACUGAGGGCCACCCAGCCAGGUUAUGCUAUCUGCUAUUUCUUCUUCAAGGAUAUAUCUUCCUACCAACGAAGUCCAGCCAGCGCUCUGGCGGCAAUUCUCCACCAGCUGUUUUCCGCCAUUCCUUCGCUUGUGAGACAUGCAUUAUUUCCAUACGAGCUCAACGGAAAAGAGCUUCCGCUUCUUCUGGGCAUCAUGUUUGGCAUACUCAUCGAUGCGGCUACCGAUCCAGCUGUGACACAGAUUAUAUGCGUUCUGGAUGCCCUCGACGAAUGUGACGAGAAGGAGCGAUUAUUCUUGAUUGAGAAGAUAACCAACUUCUAUCGCGAUUCGAAAAGUUGCUUGCCAGAUCAGCAACCAAAGUUGAAGUUUUUCUUGACGAGUCGACCGUAUGAUGACAUCCAGUUCCAGUUCCAUCAACUCAUUCAAGAGGUACCCACAAUUCACUUAUCAGGGGACGAAGAAUCUGCAGGGAUCAGCAGCGAGAUAGACAGAGUUACAAUAACAAAGGUGCAGCAACUGGCAGGUGAGAAGGGAUUUGAUCACGAUACGACAGAGUUUCUGUUGGACAAGUUGCUGCAAGUCGAGAACAGAACGUACCUAUGGCUAAGUUUGCUCAUGGAGGAGAUAAGAACCAGCCAUCGGCGAGGGAACCGGAGAGAGAUCGAAAGGCUUGUCUCAGAACUACCGCGCAGUGUCAUGGAUGCCUAUGACUCAAUUUUGAACAAGUCGCGAGACAAGCAGCUUGCGCGUGAAUUGUUGCAUAUCAUCCUCGCUGCUAAAAGGCCUUUGAGCUUGGAAGAGAUGAGUGUUGCUACAGCAUUGGCUGGAGAUCUUAGUUACAACUCCUACGAAGAUAUUGGGUUGGAAAGCCCAAAUGCUUUUGGAAGAAGGAUUCAGAAUAUCUGCGGUUUGUUCGUGACCAUAGAUGACGGUCAUGUUUUUCUCAUUCACCAAACUGCUAAGGAGUACCUGAUGGAAAAGGAGAAUGGUGGUAGUGGUGAUUGGCGGCACACCUUUCAUCCCAAUGAUUCCGAAACACUUAUCAGCAGUGUUUGCAUUUCUCUUCUUUCCUUUGAGUGCUUUGAGAAGGAUCCGCUUCCAGAUGAAGGCUUUAUAGUAUACGAAGAGAGUGGUGUCAAUCCGGGAUCCGUCAGUUCAUUUGGUAUUAGUAACGCCAGGGAGGGAAAUGUAUAUGUAUCUGGUUCCUAUCUUGAGGAUCAUCCAUUCUUGGAUUAUGCUGCCAAAAAUUGGACAGAACACUGUAAAAAUUGUGAACUCGAGUCUCAAGAAGUGUGGCAACCACGUAUCACCACGAUUUGUGACACACGCUCGCUGACAUUUCAACGGUGGUUUGCAAUAUAUCGACACGCAAACGAUGGGCACCUCCCCGAGGUCAUGACUUGUUUGAAUGUGGCCGCGGAAUUUAAGUUCUCAAAUAUACUCCGUCGUUUCUUAGAGCAGGGCGAAGAUCCAAACGAACCUGAUGCACAGGGAGCGACUCCCUUGCAGCGCGCCGCUAAUAGCUCCAAAGAAGCGACGGAGAUUCUUUUGAAAGCAGGGGCAGAUCCAAACGCUACAGGAUGGGACACACCCUGGAUCACCGAGGUGGACGAAGAUGGUAGCAGAAGAGAAGUAAAGAGAUUCUCCGGCACUCCUCUGUAUAUGGCGAUUUCUGGAGAUAAUGUUGAUGUCGUGGAAUGCUUGAUCAAGAACGGAGCAUCGCUAGACUUUCCGUCCUCUGGGGUUACGCCAUUGACAGCAGCACUCGUUAUGUCGGCGUUCAAUGACAAUGGGAUGAAAAUAUUUCGGCUUCUUCUGGAUCAUGGUGCAGAUCCGAGAAUGAAAACAUGCGACCCAGUGUUCCAAGAUAAUCGGGGCUGGGGAGUGCUUCAUUAUGCAGCACAAUUUGGGAACACCGAGGCCAUAGAAAUGCUUCUCGGACACAAAGACGUCAAUGUCAAUGAGCGGACUGUGGGAGAAGAAGAGGUGGCAACCAACAUUUUGGAAGAUGACAAUGACAAUGGAUAUGUAGAGGGCUCUAGGGUUGAUGAGCAUGAUAUCGUAGACGAAGUUGAUAAAUGCAAGGAUAUUCAUGCUUCAUCUGAGAACGGCGAGGACGGUGAUAGUGAUAAUGAACCAAUUGAUUAUAUGCACAACAAGCUGGCUAAUGAUUAUGGCCAAGUGUCUAAUCUCUCACACAGUGAAGGCAGCGAUACCCACCAUUCCGAUUGCGAGACUAGCAUCAGCUCAGAAGAUUCUUUCUCAAUAGCACUAGGCUCAACUCCUUUGCACGUCGCAGUCCACUCUCAGAAUGUGAAAAUUGUCAAACUGCUAUUACGGAACGGCGCAGACAUGCAUGUUCCGAACAGUCAUGGAGUGUCAGCCAUGGGCCUCGCAUUGUCGUUUUGCAAAGACAGUUAUAAAGGCGACAACGAUGAAAUUUUGAGGUUACUGGAAGAGUUUGAUACAAAGGAGGUUAGUGAGGAGAGACGUUAG